Somion occarium is the source of this 2987-nucleotide messenger RNA. The record is from the annotation of a GenBank genome assembly. NCBI's taxonomy places the organism in Eukaryota, Fungi, Basidiomycota, Agaricomycetes, Polyporales, Cerrenaceae.
CCCAUGAAGUCUUGAUAUGGAAUCGUCUGCCAUGAAGAGUCAGUCAGGUCCUCACCAAUGCCUUCUACGAUAACAACAUGCGCUCCUUGGACCCUGAAUGUCGCCUCGUGAUGCUUGUAGCUUGACAGUUGGUUUGAAACUAUGCCUCCAUCGCAGAUAACAUACCCUUCCUCUUCGGGACUUGGCAAUCGAUUUCGGCUGCAACGUUGCAGCUGGGCCCUUGAUCUCACACGGACGUCUACAAGUGAUCCAUAACGCAUAGCCGGCAUCGAUGGUCAGGAAGACAGACUAACAUGGCAGUCAGAAGCAAAGACGACAACCGGCCCAUCUCAUCCGAACACUGCGCUGAUGAACACUCUCUGCACGUUUCGUGCCAAUCACUUACGCGUCCUUUGAAUCUCGUCUGUUAGGUUAUUCUCGAAGUCAGUCCCUGGAUGGUUCUGCACAAUUUUGCUUCAGCAGCGAGCGUUUUAUUUGAACGUAAUGGUCCAACAUAUUCACGAUAUGACUGCACAAACCCGAGCACUGAGUGGAGAAAUAUCAGAUGCAUCGCGGGAAUAUUUAAAAUGUCUGCGUAUUGCAUUCACUCGUUUCUUCGCUCGGGAUGGCAAACAAGAUGCGCCUAUGCAUGCAUUUGGCACUAGAAAUAUAUAGUCGAAUGAUAAUGGUGAUCCGUACAGCGGACACCAUCUCUGUGACACUUGCUGAAACUAACAAUAAUCUCAUCCGCGUUUUCUCACCUGGUAGGCUAGUUUGGGACUCAUUGUCUUCGCCUCGGAUCUAGCCCACACUAUUCUCACACUCGAGACCCAAGAAAAGUACAUGUGAACGUAUGCUUUUGGAAUUUCUGUAGCAUCGUAUCUCACAUCCCAUCGCCCCUGGGGCCUCAGUAUCUGGUCGCAUCGACGCUAUGUCUAUGUUCGGGUGCGAGCACUUUGGAUUAUUCGGAUACGAAUACUCACUAUGUCAUCCGAUUACCCCAAGUGCCAACUUCAGCAGCUGACGCUUGAAUUAAUCCUUGCUGUGUACGCCACUACAGACGACAUCGCCGCCGUCGAUGAUAAAGAUAGCAACCAAGACUCUUACUGCCCAUCAAUGUGCCUAUCACAUAAUCCUGUCUGAUCGAAACAUUUCUCGGAGGGUAUUCCUGUCCUAUGGACGCCUACACAGGGCCCAACUAUCUCACUGCGUACCCCCAUUGUCUAUGGUCAAACCCGAUGUCACAUCCAUUUGCUAACGUCCAGUAUUUUCGGAGCUCGUUGGACUCGGACUCACUGGACUCUCAGGAACAAAAACAGCUAGGGCGUCGAACGGACAAUCGACAUGGCGUAUUCCCAGAUUCUCGAUUACAACACCUAUACUCCACUGCGUCUGUUUCUGAGCUCGGGACGCUUGGACGCAACGCCUCGCUGGCUGGGUCUUCGUCCGAUGCUUCAUUUUCCCCGCUUCAUAGGAAACCCACUAUGACCUCUUCGGUAGAUACGCAGCCCUCUGUCAUGGACACCGGGCAAGAGAUGGCAGCAUUUUCGUUCGGAAACGCUUCUGCAGGGCAUUUCGUGAAACACUCGAGUAAUAUCACGUUGCUGUUGAGCGGUCAAGACGAGAAUGUGCCAGAUCCGGUGUAUUCUACUGGCGGUUCUAUCGUUGGCCUCAUAGCGGUUGCUAGGCCUUCUAAUCUCUUAUCUUUGGAAGUUAAGGUCGAAGGUCAUAUGAAGCUUAGAGAAGAAGCGAGAGGGGGUACCUUUGACGGGAACAUCAUCAAUGAAACGCUUUACAUUUGGGAUUCAGAGCGCGACGCUAUGUUUCCGUCAAAGGUCAACUUCCGAUACACACUGCCGAGUCAUUACACCAACGGGAUAACCGGGGAAAAGUCCAGACUACCUCCGACCUUUCAUGCGCAUGUUCUGGGCAUACUAGGGUUCGACCUAAAUAUCUCCUAUGGCAUCUACGUAUACAUCAGACGUAGACGUGAUAGAGUCGAUUGGUGGCGAAAGGACAAACGGCUCUGCAUUCCAUUCCGUUACAAGGAGCUCACUCGGCCUGCACAUGCAGUUCCGUUUCCACCACCAUCACCGACGACUAAGAAUCCUAAUAGUCCAAAGACCCUCUUUAAAUUUGUAUUGCGGUCUCGUUGGCGAGAUCACAAUGAUGUUGUGGUACACGUCUUCUUACCGCGUUCGCGCGUAUGCGCACUCAAGGAAGCGAUUCCAUUCGUCAUCACCCUACUUGGUGAUGAAGAUUCCCUCGCACCGUUCUCCUCGUAUCACCCAUCUCUGUCAUCCUUUCAUCCACUUUCACAUAUUCGUUCCAUAACCAGCUCAAUCCAGACGCGACUCGUUCCUCGAGCAGUCCCACCACCGAUACAAGUACAACUGUCAAGACGUACAUCCAUUGAUGCAUUGGCUGCUGGAAUGCCUAUCGCGGAAAAGAGAAGUCAUCUGGGCUUUACCAAACCUAUAGGACAAGGUGUUAUCCACAGUUCAGAACGUGGCACAAGUUCAAUGAAAUGGUCGGGAUCCUUUGUAAUCCCUCCCUCUGUAACUAUAGGUGGCUUCACCAUGAGUGGAGUCAAAGUUUCGGAUUCAGUUGUACUGUCAAUCAUACCACCUGAUUGCGCACGUUCAUGCUUCGCCCCAUUCAGGGAGAGUGUGCCCGUACGACUCACUACGGAAUCGCAUGAUUGCCCUGCUGCUGCUAUCAUUGUAUCUGACUGAGAAUAGCUUCCACGGCUGGCCAGACAUCUAGAUGGACAGGGUUAUAUAUCAACGUGCGCAUGGCUAUGCUAGUUUGAGAUCGGACGGAUGCUUUUUAUCAUGCACAAUUCUAGUGAAUAGCAAGAGGGAAAGUUAACGGUCGGAGUGCUCAAACAGUGCAGAUCUACAAGGUUGCGGUUGCGGGUAUGGACAGCUACAUUUGAACAGGAGCAAUGAUCAAUCGAGCUGUACCUCGCGAAUCUAUUCCUCAGUUAACGAGAUAAUCCGUCCCUC